AUGCCAACAUUGCAGAAAACCCAACUAGGUUGGAUUGUAGGGGGUGAAUUUCAAUCUAAUCUCUCGUAUCAGUGUAAUUUGACAACCAACUUGAACCUUCAAGAGCAGAUUUGCAAGUUUUGGGAGAUUGAAGAGAGUGUAAGUUCAAAACCCCUUCUUUCUAAAGAAGAAAAAUUAUGUGAGGAAAUAUUUAGUCAAACUACAACUCGUAAUGAGGAAGGCAGAUUUGUUGUACAUAUUCCUUUUAAAAAAUCACCUGAGUGCCUUGGAGAUUCAAAACAAAAUGCUAUUAAAAGGUUUCAUUCUCUGGAAUCUAAGCUUAAUAAAAAUUCUGUAUUUAAGUCAAAAUAUGUUGAGUUUAUUAGUGAAUAUCACUCUUUCUCUCAUAUGACCGAAUGUCCAAAGCCAGACGAAUCCAAAGUUGCUUACUAUUUCCCUCAUCACGGAGUCUUAAAUGAGAAGAGUCAAACCACCAAACUAAGAGUAGUGUUUGAUGGUUCAGCUCAAUCCGAUACCGGGGUGUCCUUAAAUGACAUUCAAUGCGUGGGCCCUGUUAUUCAGGACGAUUUGUUGUCAAUUAUUUUGAGAUUUCGGCAAUAUAAGGUGGUGAUUGGAGCAGAUAUGGUCAAGAUGUACCAUCUAAAGUCAUAG
Molecule: messenger RNA, 651 nt
Organism: Anthonomus grandis grandis
Lineage: Eukaryota; Metazoa; Arthropoda; Insecta; Coleoptera; Curculionidae
Exons: 1
Coding region: 1-651 (216 amino acids)
Source: RefSeq, a predicted model, not a curated record